Molecule: messenger RNA, 1626 nt
Organism: Pediculus humanus corporis (human body louse)
Lineage: Eukaryota; Metazoa; Arthropoda; Insecta; Psocodea; Pediculidae
Exons: 1
Coding region: 1-1626 (541 amino acids)
Biological process (GO): intraciliary anterograde transport; intraciliary transport involved in cilium assembly
Cellular component (GO): ciliary base; intraciliary transport particle B; ciliary basal body
Molecular function (GO): intraciliary transport particle B binding; protein binding
Source: RefSeq, a predicted model, not a curated record
AUGAUAUUAUCUAGAUCUAAUGUAAGUAUUUUAGAAAAUAACGAUUUGACAAAUAAAAAAUCCGAAUAUAACUUCAAAGAUUUCAUACAAAAAAGAGAUUAUGUUGGAGCCGUAACCGUUUUACAGUCUAAAGCCUCUCACGAUUCCGAACAGUGGCUCGGAUUUUGUUAUUUCCACUUAGGAGAUUAUGAAAAAGCUGCAGAAGUGUACAAAAAUUUUAAAGAAAAAAAUAGUGAAAUUUAUCUUAAUUUAGCUUGCUGUUAUUUUUUUUUGGGUCAUUAUUCCGAAGCUUUGGAAUGGGUAUUAAAAGCCGAUAACUCUGAUUUGAAAACGCGACUUCAAUUUCAUUUAAGUCAUAAAAUUGGAGAUGAAAAAAAAUUAUUGGAAUUUCAUCAGCAAUUAAAUGAUAAUAUUCAAGAUCAAUUGUCAUUAGCUUCUAUUCAUUAUUUAAGAGCACAUUAUCAAGAAGCUAUUGAUAUUUACAAAAGAGUAUUGUUGCACAACAGAGAAUACACGGCGCUCAAUGUUUAUGUUGCACUCUGCUACUAUAAGUUGGGAUACUACGAUGUUUCACAAGAAGUAUUAAAUAUUUAUUUGCAACAGCAUCCAGAUUCAAUAAUAGCGGUAAAUUUAAAAGCUUGCAAUAACUUUAAAUUAUACAGUGGAAAAACGGCUGAAGCUGAACUGAAAAUAUUAACAGAUCAAUGUACUACAAAUUUAGGAUUCGGUAGCGACUUAAUUAAGCACAAUAAUGUUGUCUUUAAGGGAGGCGAAGAAGCAUUACAAAUUUUACCUCCCUUAUUAAAUAUCAUACCAGAAGCGCGAUUGAAUUUGGUCAUUUACUACUUAAAACAAGAUGAAACACAAGAAGCUUAUGAAUUAAUCAAAUCGUUAGAUCCGGCUGUUCCUCAAGAAUACAUCUUAAAAGGAGUAGUUAAUGCGGCUCUUGGGCAAGAAUCUGGUUUACAAGAAUAUUUAAAAAUUGCACAACAGUAUUUUCAAUUAGUGGGUACAAGCGUCAGUGAAUGUGACACGAUUCCAGGACGCCAAUGCAUGGCUUCUUAUUAUUUCUUAAUUCAUCAAUUUGAUCAAGUUCACACUUACCUAUCAUCAAUAAAAAGUUAUUUUUUUAAUGACGACCAUUUUAAUUUUAACUUUUCACAAGCUCAGGUUGCGUUAGGUUCUUUUGCCGAAGCAGAAGAAACUUUAUUAUUAAUUCAGAGUGAAAAGCUAAGAAACGAUUACUGUUAUAUAAGUCAUUUAUGUAGGUGCUAUAUAAUGAAUAAAAAACCUCAAAAAGCGUGGGAAUUAUAUUUAAAACUUGAUACAAGUUCCGAAUCGUUUAGUCUAUUACAAUUAAUUGCAAAUGAUUCUUACAAAAUGGGAGAAUUUUAUUACGCUGCUAAAGCUUUUGACGUUUUAGAACGUUUAGAUCCUUUGCCGGAGUAUUGGGAAGGUAAGAGAGGAGCUUGUUGCGGAUUAUUUCAAAUGAUCAUAGCAAAAAAACAACCACGAGAAAUUUUGUCGGAAAUAAUACCUUUAUUAAGAAAUUCUGCAAACCCCCAAGUAGAGGUAAUUAUUCGCGUAAUCAAAAAGUGGGCGAAAGAUAAUAGAGUACUAAUUUAA